This is a messenger RNA of Protomyces lactucae-debilis, 1320 nucleotides long. RefSeq lists its product as uncharacterized. The transcript has a single exon. Lineage: Eukaryota; Fungi; Ascomycota; Taphrinomycetes; Taphrinales; Protomycetaceae. The coding region runs from base 68 to 1270 and encodes 400 amino acids. The record is from RefSeq and is a predicted model, not a curated record.
UUGAAAUCUGACAGCAACGACGACGACGACUUCUAAUUGAGCAUUGACGAUAUCCGCGGCCUGGACGAUGGCGCAUCAAGGCCCCUCGCAGUAUAGACCCUACUACAACCCACAGCCAGCUUCCUAUGCAUCUGCGAUAGAUAGGCCCGAAUAUGCCGCAGCCGCAGCUGCAGCAGCAAACGCCACCGUCACAGACUUCAUGGCGCAAGACUACCUAGAGGCGCCUGGUCUACCGUCUGUCGAGACACUCUCGGCACUUGCUCAGUUCUAUGCGCUAGACUAUAUCGCAACGCUCAUUGCUCAGCCUUUUGAAAAUGCCAAGAUACUGAUGCAGAUUCAGCAGCUGAGUCCAGCAUUAGCACAGGAAGCAGCGCAAAUGGACAAUGACGAGGUCCAUGAUGAUGAAGAGGAGGAGGACGAAGAGCCGGAUUACUUCGGAGAAGGGGAGAGGUCGGCAUACCGCCGUCAGACAAUCCCUGAGCGGCGCGCAACCGAUCGCAGGGGCUAUGUACAGCAAAAUGACGACGAUGCAGUGACGCGGCCGCCGUGGCAGCUCAAGGCGCAUUAUCCAACUUCGCUGCACACGACCAUGGGUGAUGUCUGGCGCAUGGAAGGCAUCAUUGGCUCGUUCAAGGCAGCCAAUACAACAUUCGUCUAUAAAUUGAUGCAAGAAGGCAUCGAGGGGUGGCUGACGGGAGCGCUCAGUGUACUGGCGGGUAUUCCGGACCCAUCACUUGUCCUGGAUCCCACCAGCGAUGGUCAUCUUUCGCUCUUGGUGAGGCUGGUGGCUGUCAGCAUCUCAGCUGUUUUACUCGCACCGCUCGAUAUGGCACGCACCAGGAUCAUUGCAACACCAGCGUCAGAGCCUCGCGGGUUGGUGCAUACACUACGACAACUACCCUCCCGCUUCUGUCCAGGUCCGCUUGUUUUGCCGACUAUUCUUGAACGUGCGGUUCCAGCUGCUAUACAACAUCUUCUUGCAGAUGUCUUUGAGCCAAUUAGCUCGCUUGUCCAGCUGGUCGUCUGGCUACCUCUUGAAACACUGUUGCGUAGAGCUCAGAUGAAGCUCUCACCGCCACGUAAACCGAUGGUGCAUCUGGGUGCUUAUACAGGCAUGCUUGGGACGCCAUGGUGGAUUGCACGGCAAGAGGCAGAUGGUGUCUUUGGGUUGUAUCGUGGAUGGAAAGCCGGUGUGCUGGGCGUUGCUGGUGUCUAUGGAUUGGGCAUGCUAGCAGCGAGCAAAGACAUCCGAGCAGGGACAGAGUUUUAGUAUAGAUGAGACCUUUUAUGAUACCCUACUCUAUGUUGAAAGAAUGUCGC